Anopheles nili is the source of this 1662-nucleotide messenger RNA. It is a transcript of the gene RpL3, whose product is annotated as 60S ribosomal protein L3. Lineage: Eukaryota; Metazoa; Arthropoda; Insecta; Diptera; Culicidae. The transcript is spliced from 6 exons. Gene Ontology annotation, molecular function: RNA binding; structural constituent of ribosome. The record is from RefSeq and is a predicted model, not a curated record. Gene Ontology annotation, cellular component: ribosome; cytosolic large ribosomal subunit. Gene Ontology annotation, biological process: translation; ribosomal large subunit assembly. Bases 29 to 1282 code for a protein of 417 amino acids.
UGGAAAGAGGACGUAUUCGUGUCUCAAGAUGUCUCAUCGUAAGUUUUCAGCGCCACGCCAUGGCUCCAUGGCUUUCUACCCCAAGAAACGCGCCUCGCGUCAUCAGGGUAGAGUAAAGGCUUUUCCGAAGGAUGAUGCCUCGAAGCCGGUGCAUCUCACCGCCUUCCUGGCUUACAAGGCCGGUAUGACUCAUAUCGUUCGUGAAGCCGACCGACCGGGUUCAAAAAUCAAUAAAAAGGAGGUUGUCGAGGCGGUUACGAUCCUCGAAACGCCGCCAAUCGUUGUCGUCGGAGCUGUCGGUUAUAUCGAAACUCCGUUCGGACCACGUGCGUUGUGCAACGUUUGGGCGCAGCAUUUGUCCGAGGAGUGCCGUCGUCGUUUCUACAAGAACUGGCAUGCGAGCAAGAAGAAGGCUUUCACCAAGGCCUCGAAGAAGUGGACCGAUGAUCUAGGCAAGAAGUCGAUCGAGGACACUUUCAAGAAAAUGGUGCGCUACUGCAAGUUCAUCCGUGUCAUCGCACACUCGCAGAUUCGUUUGAUCAAGCAGGGACAAAAGAAGGCCCAUAUCAUCGAGAUUCAGCUGAACGGUGGCACCAUCGAGGAUAAGGUCAACUGGGUGAAGGAACACCUGGAGAAGCCGAUCCCGGUAUCGCAGGUGUUCUCGCAGGACGAGAUGAUCGAUUGCGUUGCCGUCACCAAGGGCAAGGGCUUCAAGGGUGUGACCAGCCGUUGGCACACGAAGAAGCUGCCGCGCAAGACGCACAAGGGUCUGCGUAAGGUCGCUUGUAUCGGUGCGUGGCAUCCAUCGCGUGUCGCCUUCACCGUUGCCCGUGCUGGUCAGAAGGGUUACCAUCACCGUACGGAGCUUAACAAGAAGAUCUACCGUCUCGGAGCGGGCAUCCACACCAAGGAUGGCAAGGUUAUCAAGAACAGCGCCGCCACUGAGUACGAUCUGACCGACAAAUCGAUUACGCCCAUGGGUGGCUUCCCGUUCUACGGAGAAAUCAACCAGGACUUCGUCAUGAUCAAGGGCUGCUGCAUCGGUGCCAAGCGUCGCGUCAUCACACUCCGCAAGUCGUUGCUGGUGCACACGAAGCGUUCCGCGCUCGAACAAAUCAAGCUCAAGUUCAUCGAUACGUCGUCGAAGAUGGGACACGGACGCUUCCAGACGCCGGCUGACAAGCGCGCCUACUACGGUGUGCUCAAGAAGGACCGCAUUCGCGAAGAGAAGGCUCAGGCCGCCGCGGCUGCUGCUGCUGCCGCUGCCAAGCCUACGGCAUAACGCUAAAAGGGUGAAUUUUGCAUCUUUGCUACGACGGACACUGACAAUUCCCAUGUGACCAUGGACGCAUCGUGCAUCUUAUGUCAUGAGUGAGGUUUGUGUCGGUUUAGGCGUACGCAAAAAUAUUUCCAAAAUCCAAUAAAAUGAAACGCGUUUCUGGCACCCAACGUGUGCAUUGGGAAAGCGAAUUAAACAAAAUAUCGCGUGUUGCAUAAAAUCUGCUCCUUUGAUGACCAGGUCCUUGGUUAUCAGUAUGCCAGAAACAGUCAAUUGGUAUUUCCAUGGCUGCAGCUACCCAUCCCUGGUGCAUCCCCGAUGUCCUGUAGACCCUGCGUCGCUGGAUCCAGCUAACGUCCAGUUAAUCUGCAUUUUCUGGAGAA